AUGCUCCGGCCAGAGGCAGCACGGACUACCGUGCACCAGCCAGAGGCAGCAGGGUCUGCCGUGCACCUGCCAGCUGCAGCACGGUCUGCCGUGCACAGGCCAGAGGCAGCACGGUCAGCAGUGCAACGGCCAAUGGCAGUACAGUCUGCUGUGAACCAGCCAGUGGCAGCAUGGUCUACCGAGCACCGGCCAGCAGCAGCACAGUGUGCCUUGCAGCAGCCAGAGGGAGCACGGCCUGCCGUGAACCGACUAGAGGCAGCACUGUCUGCCAUGCACCAGUCAGCAGUAGCACAGUCUGUCGUGCACCGGUCAGUGGCAGCAUGGUAUGCCAUCCAUCGGCCACAGGCAGCACAGUCUGCCGUGCACCGGCCAGAGGCAGCACGGUCUGCCAUGCACUGUCCAGCAGCAGCAUGGCUUGCCAUGCACCGGCCAGUGGCAGCACAGCCUUCCUUGCACUGGCCAGCAUCAGCACAGUCUCCCUUGCACCAGCCAGCGGCAGCGUAUUCUGCCGUGCACCGGCCAGUGGAAGCACGAUCAGCCAUGCACUGGCCAGCUGCAGCACUUUCUGCCAUGCACCAGCCAGCGGCAGCCAUGUCUUCCAUGCACCAGCCAGCAACAGCAUGGAAUGUAGUGCACUGCCCAGCGGCAGCACAGCCUGUCGUGGACCGACCAGAGCAGCACGGUCUGCCGUGCACCGUCCAGCAGAAGCAUGGCCUGCCAUGGACCGGCCAGCAGCAGCACAGCCUUCCUUUCAACGGCCAGCAGCAGCAUGGUCUGCCGUAUACUAGACAGCGGGAGCAGGGCCUGCCGUGCACUAGCCAGGGCUAG
Messenger RNA from Schistocerca gregaria, 828 nucleotides. RefSeq names its product serum response factor-binding protein 1-like. NCBI's taxonomy places the organism in Eukaryota, Metazoa, Arthropoda, Insecta, Orthoptera, Acrididae. The record is from RefSeq and is a predicted model, not a curated record. Bases 1 to 828 code for a protein of 275 amino acids. The transcript has a single exon.